AUACUGGUUUGGGUCUCUGUUCCACUUGUUUUCGUGGAUAGCUAUAUUGGUUUCAGAAAACCAGCAAUUGAGAAUCCUGUGAAGACAAACAAAAUCCCAAGGCAGAUCCCUGAGCAGGCCUGGUACAUGAACCUAACCUUCUCCGCUUUGAUUGGAGGAAUACUUCCAUUUGGAGCUGUUUUCAUUGAACUUUUCUUUAUCCUUACCUCAAUCUGGUUGAAUCAGUUCUACUACAUCUUUGGGUUCCUCUUUUUGGUCUUCAUCAUCCUUGUUGUCACUUGCGCUGAAAUAACCAUUGUGCUCUGCUACUUCCAGUUGUGCAGUGAGGAUUACUUGUGGUGGUGGCGUUCAUACCUUACUUCUGGCUCAUCUGCGCUAUACCUCUUUCUUUAUGCAACAUUCUACUUCUUCACCAAGCUUGAAAUCACAAAGUUGGUGUCUGCAAUAUUUUACUUUGGAUACAUGCUUAUAGCUUCUUAUGCGUUUUUUGUGGUAACCGGUACUAUUGGAUUCUAUGCAUGCUUUUGGUUCACAAGGCUCAUCUACUCUUCAGUCAAAAUUGACUAGUUAUAGCAGUCAAUGGUUUGUGUUAAAUCUUCUAUAGUUAUUUUAGAGGAUGAAGCAAGUUUGUGUAAGGAUUUCAAAAUUCAAGUCCUGUCAUGAUCACGUGUAACCUAUUAUAUACAAUUUUGAAUUAUGAUGA
This is a messenger RNA of Lathyrus oleraceus (garden pea), 703 nucleotides long. RefSeq names its product transmembrane 9 superfamily member 8. The transcript has a single exon. Gene Ontology annotation, biological process: protein localization to membrane. The annotation marks the transcript as partial. Gene Ontology annotation, cellular component: membrane. The record is from RefSeq and is a predicted model, not a curated record. NCBI's taxonomy places the organism in Eukaryota, Viridiplantae, Streptophyta, Magnoliopsida, Fabales, Fabaceae.